AUGUCAGGAGAAGAAACCAAGGGAGCGUACACAGCCCGUCCUCCUUCGUCUUCAUUGAACGAGGGCAGCGUGAAUAUGGUCUGCAGUCAAAGCAUAGUCGACCGUGAUGAUCCCAGUGAUUCUCGGGAAUUUAUGAGUACUUCUGUUUACAAUGAGUUCGAUAGCGUAAGUAAAUUUAAUGCCAUUUCAUUGUCGUAAGAAAGAAUUCAACAGUUUUGGGUUUAUUUUUCCUUAUGUCUGUUAGACGCAUAUAUUUCAAAAUAUCAAACGAAUGGUGUGUCUUUCUGUAUGAGUAAAGACUAAGCUGUGUCAGAAUUCCAUGCCUACUCCCACUAUUUAUUAGUUAUGAAUAAUCAUUUAGUUUAGAAUGGCGAACUAUUUUCGUGAAAUUUCCUUAAAAACUGAGCAGGGAACUCGUUCACUUCUAAGAACACAACCACACGCUGACUUAAAAACCGUUUAUUGUACUUUGCGGUAAACGUACAUAUUUUCAGAGUUCAAAGAGCAGUAGGUGAUCGGCGUUUGUAACAAUCUGCAUGACACAGGUGUGUGCGCAGUAACCCAAAGAAUUUCCUUCCGCUGUACACCAAAGGAUCACUUUUUUCCCGUGAUGAAAAUUCAAUUCCCUAUGUUCAAGAUGACAGUAGAUUUUCAUGACAGCGUUGACCCAUGUUAUUGCAUCCGAUAUGUUUGCUUUGGACUCUAGAAGCCAACUGACAGGCGUUAAGCUUAAUCCACACAGUUAAAUUAUGGAUUUGGAAACUUGAAUUAAAACAUCCUAUUCUUAUUACAGCCAGUAAUUUUUUAUUAAGCGAUUAUUCUAUUUCUGUACUGACGGUUUAGAUGCGCUGAGGACUUUUGUUAAUGAGAAAGCCUAAAACUCAGUUGGGUUAGACAUGACAGUGGUUACCGCAGUGUUACAGGUAGUCUUGGACUAAAUUCCGGGGAGGGAUUAGUGUUAGGGUUAUAGCCAGGACACGGAAUAGGAAUUCCUCUGGGACCCCACCAGUAAAUGCAGGUGGUCUUCCCCUAACUGUGAGGAAAGUUACCUAUUUCCGUAUUCUAACCCUGGCCCUUAGCGCCACUUGGAAUUUGACUCAGGACCGCCUGUAACACUAAGCACUCGUGUCCCACCAUAUACUGCAACCAGUAUUCACACAGGCUUGUCAACAACAGAUAAGGGCAUUGACAAAUCAAGUUUCCUCUAGGGAAGAAUGCACUCCUGGUGCAAAUUCUGUCCAUCUGGUGUCGUCAUUUUACUAUUCUCGAACAGUAGCUAUAGUGUGUUUCCUUCAUGUCCCACACGUAUGUGUAAUCCUUGGUUUCCUUAAUCUGGCCUUCUUCACUUUUUGAAAAGGAUAUUGCCACCAUGAAGUCGGUGGCCGGUGAUGGUGAAGAAAAGACCUUCUCCUUCUCCGGUGGUCUCAUCCUUUCCUGUCUGGGUUGCGUUCUUGGCACCGGAAAUAUUUGGCGAUUUCCCAGGGUUUUGGCUUCGACAAGCUCUGACGGAGGUAGGACUCGGCAUGCUCCUGAUUAAGCUUCACCUGUUAAAGCACUUGACCAAGGGGGCUCGCCUCUUGCUACACCGUAGUGUUUAUCUCUCAAAAGAGACAUUUUACUUUCCUCAAAACAGGUAGCCUCACUUUCAUCCUCGCAUGGGCCUGUUUUCUCUUUACUUGGUCAAUCCCACUGGUCGUUACGGAGUACACGAUGGGACGUUUUACAAGGGGAUCACCCCUUACAUCCUUCUACAAGUUCCUCGGUCGAAAAUUCCUGUGGGUUGGAGCCUGGGUGACUUCUGUGGCAUUUUUCAUAAGGCAAGACCGCUUCUUCAGUUGCAGUUUUGACAUUUCAUGAUUUUUGCAAGGCUCGAAAAAUCAGACACAUUAACUCGCAUUUUACCACUUUCUCUUUUAGCGCCUACUUCUCUGUUGUUGUGGGCUGGUGCUUCUUUUACUUUUAUCUGGCUUGCGCUCAACCGAUGCUGCCAGAAUCCCCAACAGAAAGCGCAGAAAUAUUUCACUGGUUUACUGUGAGUGCUAGCUUUGCAAAUCAUUCCUGCAAUAUCUACCACUUUCUGAAAGUUGGUGCUCACGCUGAAAUUCGUUGGUAAUCAUCCAAAUCAAUGCUUCGGUUAAAAGUAACCAAUUACCACACCACGAAUGUUUCGCAAUUCUAAAACGUAUUAGCAAAGUAGAAAGUUGCUGGAAAAUCACUAUUAUGGAAAAAGGUAUAAUAUGUCCCUGAGGUAGCUUGGGGACCCAAUAAUUCGUGCAAAAACGGGGAUGACUCUUGAUUUGCAGCUUAAUCACAAUAUGGUAUGCAUUUCUGAUCUAAAAGUACAGAACAGUGAAGCGAUGCCACUUUUUAAGUUUCAAAGGUCACACGCCGAGCCUAAAACUUGACAUUUACGGUAUGUUGUAAACUUCAGGAGGUAUAGCAAAAAUGUACAUUUACGAUACUGAAUGAAGAAGGAGCGUGAACUCACACCUACGUCGUAUUUUCAACUAGCAGAGUUUAAAUGAAAUAAGCACUUGGAGCAAAUCGCUGCACAUAUAACCGUAAUCCUACGGUUGCUUUCACCCCGAAAACUCAAAAGUUACACGUUUUUUUAUUACCUUUUCAUGGGAGAUUUGUGUUUCGUAAACGUCAGUGGUUGAGCGCAGUCAUCUUAGGAAUGAGCAACUACAACGUUUAUGAACAGUGAUCCGUUUAUUCGCAUCUUUGGUCAACUGUAACGUAUUAAUUUCGCAUCUACCAAAGGGUCGCGAGAACUCUUUGAAGGAAAAUCGCGGCAGAUCGUAUGCGUAGUUGGUUUACGUUAAGAAAGAAUGAAAGAAAUGAAUGAGCAGGCAACACACGAUGUAUGAAUGCGGCUUUUUCAUUUUAACGGGUCGACCUCCUUGACAGUGCUUGCAACCACUGGCUCCUUGCUUCUUGUGUUCAUGAAAAUGUUUUCCACCUGCAGAGCAGUUCAGAAUAAACUUAUAUGAUUUCCUUUCUAGUCUACCUACUACCCCCUGCUGACACACACCAUCUGCCUGAUUAUCUGUGGAGUCUGCGUGUUUUGGGGCGUCAAGGGCAUAGAAAUCGCCAACAGCUGUCUUGUACCUCUUCAGCUUUUUAUUGUUCUCUUCACUUUUGCUUGGUCACUGACUCGAGAGUACGCCGACGUUGGCAUCCAGUUCAUGUUCACACCGAACUGGCGUGAGUUCUACUAACAUGUUCCUCAUUUAUAAACCUAAACCUUUAAACAAUCUGUUUCAUUCAAGCAUCUCUUCACUGAAAAGAAGGAAACUCAAUAGCUGGAGCAAAAAAGUUUGUUCGCCCAUAGACGAGGAUGGAGGCAGUUAAAAUUAAUGGACGACCAAGAGAUUGCAGUAUUUAUGGGAUGCAGUUGUCAUGAAGUCUCAUGCCUACAAAAUUUGCAGCUAUCACAGCCAUUAGCAGAUGGUCGUAUCUUGUGCGGCGAUCGACCGGCUGGUCGAGUUUAAAUCGGUACUUGUUGCAAUGUCAUCACCAGUUUGAAUCGGAGACUUCUUUUUCUCCAACGAUCGAGUCUCCUUCUUUUCAACUGCUCUGCGGAACUUGUUUUUUUCGUUUGUAUUGACAUCCCCAGCUACUAAUUUUCUCCUCUCUUAACGACAGACACAUUGGCCGACCCAAAGUUGUAUGUGGAGGCGGCAUGCCAGAAUGCGUUCGACACCGCCGCAGGAAUGGGUCUUUUCUCGGCUUACGCGGCCUACUUUACCCGGAAGACUGGCGCUGUUCGCUUUGGGAUGUUUCUACCAAUGAUUAACAAUCUGGUCAGGCGAGUGGAACUGCGCAGUGUAAUUGCGCAACAUAACUUUGCAUGAACACCAGGGAGGACCUAAAUAAUCUCUCAUUUGCGUGCUCUUUUACAGCCUGGUUUGCGGUUUCAUGAUAUUUGCCACGGUCUUCUCCACGCUAAUCGCGACCGAGCCUACACUGACAAUUCCACAAAUCGUUGGGAUCAUGAAGGACACUGGCCCCGGAAGUACAGGUCUCACAUUUACUUGGUGAGUCUGCUCUCUAUAAGAAGACGAUCAAAGAUGCCAUGCGUACGACAGGCAAUUUGAGAAAAAGUCACACACAUAAUUAAAAGGCUGAAAUGUCAGGACUGGAGCACUUACCAGAAAACGCGCGGAGAACGCUGGAAGGCGCCCUGAAGAGCCAAACUUCUCGCGGCUGUGUCAUGCAGCCGCAGUAUAUCGGCAAAACACGUGUCUGGGCCUUUAGAUAGUAUCUGUGCCGUCAGUAUGGUAAAUACUGAAAUACGGACAUUCAGUAUUUAGUUAAGAAAGGUAUAUUUACCUUCAAAUGACAACGGAACGCAGGGUAACGGUAAGUGUAGGACCAAAACCAACUUGAGCUAGCCUGUGGACCGUGCCAUAUGUUGAAUAGUGGUAGAGGGGGUUUUACGAGUGGGGCAACGCGCAGGACGGAGAGCGGAUGGAAUGCAAGAAGACAUAGAAACUGGAUAAAUUUCUACCAAAAGUCUUAUCAUACGCUGUUAUUUGGCAAAGAAAGUGAGCGCGAUAAUUAAAAAAUAAACGAAAAGCAAUUUUCAAAAAUUAACGGAUUUUGAAUAAACCGCCGCUGGUAAGUUUACAUUUAGUCAAGAAGGCAGGGCAAUUUCAACCAAUAGAAACCAUGAAUAGUAGUAACAAUAAGCCACACUGAAUUGUAGUGUAUAUUUUGGAGUUGCCAGCUAUGUGGGGUCCUACACCCCAUCGUUAUCGAAUGCAGUUUAGAGACAGUCUUGAAGUAAUCCAGAAGAGGCUUAUUCAUCGUUUCUAAAAAUGUGAAAACAGAUCACAGUCUUACAGUGCCUGUUUGCUGGUGCGCAUGCGUUUGUAUGACUAGGGAUUAGCCUGAUGCUAGACGGAACAUUUCAUUAGAUGUGAUGAAAUGUUGUCCACGCAGUCCCACUAGGAGUCCAUAGGGUGUGCACCUGGCUAGAAAUCGUUUUAGCCGACAGUGACAAGAUUUUCUGUUUGAAGAUUAAAAUCUUUCUAUUCGAUUAACUGCGUUUAAAAUUUUCAUCUCCAUCAGGCUACGACCCAUGGGGCUUGUGAUUCGGCCCAAGCUGCAAGCUGCAGCCUUCCCCACCAACAUCAGGCAGUCUUCGACGCAUUAAGAUUGCGAUUGGUAGGGUUUAUUCUUAAUCAGUCGCACUAACAUGCUCUCCUACAACUCAGACGUGUCUCUUUAUGAUGCGAACAUGACCGUCUCUCUCUGUGUGUGUCAAUAUCGGUGUGCCUACAUGUGUGUGUGAUCUGGUGUGUAUAAGAUGCAUUAAUUUUCGGCAGAGUGAGCUUCGUAUGCAUAGUGUAUGCCGAAACAUGUAAAAUCGACCAAAAUCAUCAGCUUUGUUCAAAGUAAGUAGUUACCAGGGCAGGAUUGAAAUAGCGGCGAAAAGUGGAACAGGGUUUGAAACUACUUCAUGCGCAGACGCAUGUUGGCCUUUCGGCGAGAAAUUUCUUGGCCGCCUGUGUUGAUCUCACCCCCAGAAAUCCGCCAGAAAUGAAAAUUUACUUUUCAGAACCGAAAGCAGGCUUUUUUAGAAGUUAGUAGUAGCGAUUGUUUUCGUUAUAUUUAUUUUCUAGACAAUUGCGUACUUCACACUGGUUACCCGAGCACGUAGCGUUGUUCUCUUGGAAACAAAUUCAAAACAUGCGGGCUUCUGAGAUCUUCGGUUGAAAAAAUGAGCCGCGUUGAUAAACACAUGUAAUAACAAUAUUGUUCAGGUCCUCGAAACCUCUUCAAUUUUUCAUCAGAAAACUUGCAUCAGAGGAGACUUAAACACUGACGGUUGUGUUUCAAAACUAGUCAUAUCACAACACCUUAAAAUGGCGAGAUUAUUUAUGUCAUAGGGAACUGAACCAUGCUGCCAACGAAAACAAGCUUUAUAUUUUUAGCCGAUAGAUUAUACGAAGAUACAGACAACGAAAUUAACGCACCCACUUGAGAUAUUUGCCUGUAACUUUCUGGAGUCGUGCUUGCGUUUGUGCAGGCAUGUAAAACAAGUAGAAUAAUGCAUACCUGAUCAUAAAGCUUUACUCGGGUGAGAUCUACACAAGCAACUUGAAAUAUUAUCAGCCGAAAUAUAUAAUUUUACGAUGCACAAAAGCAAAUAAAAUUAUUUUUGCCCAAACAUGUGAAAACACUACUUAGAGAUAUGUUUUGAUUGCAGUUAAAUGAUUCUGGUUCAAGGUUUUUAAGCAUUGAUGUGUAAUGCAUGCUACUGAAGCCGACUUCCUGGUAGUGGAUUAGUUGUUUAAAAAAGUAACAAAGUAUGGCUAUCUGAAUGUAUGAGCAAUGUCAGAACUGGGGACUGUCCAGAUUGCAUGCUUUUAAAGGUUUGCUCUGCAGGAAUGCUCAGUUUUCUUCAUGUUGCAUUGCCUUUUUUCCGACAUCUGGCCGCCACAAGCUAUGCGCCUUCCACUGUCGUGCAGAUACGCGGCAUAUCGACCCACUCCGUAAAACUUUUCUUCCUCACUGAAAGCCUUUCCAUCCCUCUGAAGUGAAAUGAACUACUGUUGAGAAUGUCGUUACGAGGAAGUUGACUGGUCUGCCACGCGAGUGUCCAAAUAACCCUUUGCCUGCGAUACAGAGUUUGAAAUUUUUUCCAAAUUACAGCUGACUGUUGGCAGCUUCCUCAGUUACCGUGCAAUGAACCUGCUAAAAUCCUGUGAUGUCUGACAUUGCGCCGUGAAAAAAUGUUCAAAACUACCGUACACUGUGUAUUUCAGUUAAUCAAUGUCUAGUAAAUCCUACGAAAUACGGGAGUCGCCUAACGAACUUCUGGUAGGAUUUGUCUAACACGACACGUUUUAUUAUUUAAGACGACGAAGGAAAUGAAGUCCCUUCUUGUCGGAAUAUUUCAUGCAACCGCAUUUGAGCAGAAAAUAUUUGUUUGCACAAAGGCCUGUUAAGUAUGCGUGGCCUCCUGUUUUGCAAUCUGGACAAACUCUACGCAGAGAUACUGGCAAUCGGGCAUUGCCUGUCAUGGUCAUGCGCAGAAACGAUAAACCCGCGCAAACGCCGGACAGCCGCCUUGAAGAGUUUUUGUCCUGUCAACAACCCGUGUUAUUUUUAACUAGGUGACCCGUUCACUCCUGUGCAAUUUCGCCUCCCGCCAUGCAAAAGUGAAAGUCACAAUUAGGAGGGGGUUUAUUUCCUAAUUACAGAUAUUAUUUUGAUCUAUUUACUCCUCAGUUCUGUAUUCAGCAAAAGUUUCGACAGCGGAUUUAUGAUCUGAUCUUUUUACUUUACAUGAGGGUCAGUGGCAUGCAGUAAUUGCUAACACUUUCUUAUCAUGUUCUGCUAACGCUUAUUGACGUGCUUCUUAAUAUUCACUGGCUACAUGGUUAGUGUUUUUCACGUGUUUAUUGCUCAGAAUUGUUAUCACUCCCCAAGAAGGUGGAAGAUAUAGACAACGUACGGUUCUUAUUUUGUAAUAUUUGAGUGGCCUUGUCAGAUGGCAAUGGAAUAUAAUUCAAGUGGUUUGACCGGCGUUAUUUACCAGGUCCAGAAACUGUACAUCUCCGGCCAAGACAUUCACGUUACAGACUUUUCGGAAAAGAACUUCACAUUCGCGUUUGACCGUUAGAUGGCCACUCGCUUCAAAAUGCCAAAAAGGAUAUCUGCAUGUCAGAAAUCUGAACUUUGGCUCCUCUGCACACGCAUUUUCAAGACGCGACGUUUCCAAACCAGAAGCUUAGACUUCAUUUUGCGAAAACUGGAAUGAAAGAGAUCUCUUAGUUAUAUGAAAAGUGAGCCGGCUUGACUAUCUAGUAAAAUGUACGUCCGUUGACCUUGCAAAACAAACUCGAUUACUAUCAGCUUGCUAACUGCACUGCCUGAGGAAUAGAUAGUUGAUGUUUAUUUACCUGAUUAAGUAGACCAGAAACCGUCACUUAUAAAAUUUUAUCAUUUGCGUUCAGGAUUCCAGUGCUGAUGGCAAAAUUGGGGACCUUUGGACGCGUUUUAUGCGGCCUUUUCUUUCUCUGCCUGUCAUUCGCCGGUAUAACCUCGAUGAUUUCCUACAUUGAACUCACGGCCAGAACUAUUCAGGAUUUUGGAGGUAAAGCAUAUUGCCAAUCAGUAAUAUUUUGGCAAUGUCAUUCUUCACUUUCUGCUCUAGAUCGUGUUUGCGUUCACACAAAAGUAACUGUUCACCUGUCUCCGUAUAUCUGGCCUAACGUUUCUCCGACAACGGAAGCUUGCGUUUUGUAGCUUUACACUUCAAGAGUGUAAUCUGGGCAUUAAAAGCGUUGUCUAAUCGAAAAUGCAUAAAUAUUUCUAAUUGCACGGACACAACCUACAUCUGAGUGAAUUCGCCAUGCUAUACUUUGAAACAGACUACGUAUGCCUUAUGCGAGAAUUCUUGCAUCAGAAUAAACGGGCUCAUCGGGCUUAUGUCCCUAGGCCAAAUGAAACGUAUAUGCCGUUCCAUUGCAGCACAAUGCACUUAGUCACUCGCGAUAAACUUCGGUAAAUUGUUCCCUGAUAGUUGAGAUGCAAACCAGUGUACUGGAGCACCGCUAUAAGUUAGGAAAUUGAAAAGGAUCUGGAACUUCUUCCAAAAAUAUUCUUUAUAUUAGGUCCGCACCAAACACUCGGUGCAUUUAUUUACGUAUUUUUCCUCUUAAAGAGAGAGAGGCAAUGAUAUUCACAAGACAUGUAUUCGAAUUAGCCCAUUUGGAGAAUAAGACGCAAAUAUCCAAAGGUUUAAAAGUGAGGGGUUGCAAUUAACAGAUGGGCAUCUUUACUGUGCUUCUUGUUCGGCCGGAGUUUUAACGUUUAAUUUGGUACACAGAUUUUCCAAACUGUUUAUUUUUAAAGUGAAAUCUAAAAAAUACUCUGCAAACGACAUAUUUGAAAAGUUUCUCUUUUUAAUUAAGUCAGGAGAACUUAUGCGACGAUUGCCUCCCUUAUCGUUACCUUUCUCGUGGGAGUUCCCUCAGCGAUUGACCUGCGUGCUUUGACGAAUCAGGUUUGUUUAGACUUAGUUAGGCUUUUUACUAAUGUACUGUAUUUACGUAUUGUCAAUGUGGGCAAAUUAUUUUUUUUAUAGGAUUUCGUAUGGGGUUUCGCCCUUAUGAUUUCUGGUCUGUGCUACUGCUUCCUCGUGAUCCGUUACAAACCCAUGCGCUACCGAAAGGUGAUCGUUAAUGACUUUGGAAUUGGCGAUCUUAAACUUCACAUACCCUGGGUGGCAGUUAUCACGUGAGUGCAACGAAACAUUUGGGUUAUUUGGGGUUGCACUAAACUGUUUCCUUCAGAAGUAACCUAAACCAGCUAUAAGUUGGAAAGCUUAUUCCGUCGUACAUCUCUCAGUGCUGUUAACCAAUACAAAAUCCUCUUGAAUACAUAAUUAAAUGUCAUAUUCCAGCAUAGAAAAUUAGUAGUAAGUUCGCGACCAAAGGACUAAGACAGGCCACGCACCUCCUUUACAGUGUCCACUUGAGAUCGACGUAGGCAGUACUAUGACCUUUGUAUUAUGACGAGGUUCGAAACCAAAAUAUGAUAAAAUAAGUACUCUGUUUUUAGCGUCCUCGUGCCGAUUGAAGCAGUUGGACUCAUUGCCUGGUGGGCGUACGAAAGUAUAAGCCAAAAUCCUGACUGGUACAAGUUUACCGCGGAGUCUUUCAUAGUAAUUAUCUUGGAGGUAAGUGAAAAUUUUGCGGUUAUAUAUAUGCUUACAUUGUUUUGACGAGGGAAUCGUCAGGGAAACACCAGAUUUAUUAAUACCGAAAUCCACACUUACAUCUGGUUACCAUUUCAACCAGGGAAGUACGAUAAGCGGGCCAAGAAUGGUUACCCGAAUGUACAGAAAAUUUUCUUUGACGAAACGACCUGACCUUUUGUUCAAGUUAUGUUACCACUCAUAUUAAGAGCUUUGGCUUUAAACGUACGUAAUCAAAAUUGUUUUCGGUAGCUUACUAACAGUGCGCUAGAUCCCACUAAAAGAAAUCUUUCAGACAAUCAUGGUUUAGAAUCCGCUUUACUCGAUCAACACUUGACAGCUGUAUUUUAAUAUUGGGAUCGAAUUCUACGUAGUUUCGUUACUGAUGGAAUGCACAAUGCUUUCUGAUAAGAAAAGAGUGCGAGGGCCACUAUUAUCUAUUUUCUACUCAACAUCGAUAUUUCAAUUGUCUUUAAAGUCUACGCAUAUGAAAGAAUCGUAGUUUGGUAAAUCACAGAAAUCGGUAAGAAGACGUUUACGGAAAUUGAAAAAUUUAAAACCGGCUUCUCUCCUCUCAAACACCUAUUUUCGUCUUAAGGUGCCACUGACACAAGCCUCUUAGGAUUAAGGUGUUUUCAGGGCAGGGUAUUAUAAGUUAACUGGAAUCGUUUCUCCUCAUCAGGGUUAAUGGAUGUUUGUAGGAUUGACUUUUGUUUUUCACGCGGAAACCUAGAAUACGCACAUAGGCUAUUUUAAUUCAGUCAUUCAUUCGCCCCAAAUGUGAAAGCUCGGGUGCCUUGGUGCGAUUCGGGCCCACGAGGCCCCACCGGGGGGCGUGAGUUUAGUCACACUUGGGUCAAGUUAUCCGCCCAGCCUACUGCAACGUACGGAAUCCACCAAUUAUGAGACAGUAAGUUGGCUGCCCAUGCAGGAUGUCUUUAGCCAUCGAUCUAGAAUCCUCCAGGCGCAAUUAAUUAGUAGGAGGUUUGGGCCGAUUCGAAUAACUCAGGUGACUCAUUUGGGAGUAACUCGGCGGCCUCGGUGGGAUUCGAAUUCACAACAGCAAACAUCGCCGAGUUCUCACAAUGGGGUUCAAUGAGUUAUUCGAAUCUGUCAAAACACCCUAUUAUUUUAGUCAUUAUCAACAUUCGGACUUGUCUUUUCCGCAGUACACACCCCGUAGUGUUUGCGAGGAAUUAUAGGACAAGAUAGAUAAAUGGGAAUGUUUAGUGUUAAGGAUCUUCGAUGAGUGUCACAACUCAUCAGAUGUAAAGUGUCUUUUCUUGUUGUCCAGAUGGAGAGAAUACUGAACCUUUUAAUUAACAAACUGGCGGAGGUUACUACCGUCUUGUGUCUGUGUCGUGCUUGAAUGCCGUGGUUCUGGCAUGUGGGGUGGAAUAUUCAUCUAUCUUGCAAACGAACAACACCUUAUUAAUAGAACAACUGAGAGCAGAUGAAAGAUGCUAAGCUCUGAAAUUCUUUGAAAUGCCAUCCACUUUUUUGAAGUAUGAGACAGCUGUUUGUGCAUGUGUUCAAGUUUCAAAAUUUGUGCUUUGGAAAGAUGAGCAGUUCUGCCGAUUUUUAAUGGAAAUACUUACUUUUCUGGAUUCUAGUGGAUCAUCGUAUUUGUUCUGUUGGGCGUAAUGAACCUCAUCGUGUACUUCCGCAAGAAUGAAUUAUUUGAAAAGAGUCCGGAUAUUGGUUUUGAUCCCUAUCACCCUGAAAGGAUUCCGUCACGCGAAGACUGGCUCACUUCACGGGAAAUCCCCGUCGUUUCUCAGGAGUGCAUUCUUAACUCAGAUCCUCACAUACCCUUGUAUUAA
Messenger RNA from Spirometra erinaceieuropaei, 11538 nucleotides. NCBI's taxonomy places the organism in Eukaryota, Metazoa, Platyhelminthes, Cestoda, Diphyllobothriidea, Diphyllobothriidae. The record is from the annotation of a GenBank genome assembly.